This is a messenger RNA of Otolemur garnettii (small-eared galago), 1388 nucleotides long. It is a transcript of the gene NCF1, whose product is annotated as neutrophil cytosolic factor 1. The record is from RefSeq and is a predicted model, not a curated record. The transcript has 11 exons. Gene Ontology annotation, biological process: superoxide anion generation; respiratory burst. The coding region runs from base 73 to 1248 and encodes 391 amino acids. Gene Ontology annotation, cellular component: cytoplasm; NADPH oxidase complex. Gene Ontology annotation, molecular function: phosphatidylinositol binding; superoxide-generating NADPH oxidase activator activity; protein binding. NCBI's taxonomy places the organism in Eukaryota, Metazoa, Chordata, Mammalia, Primates, Galagidae.
CCUCUUUCCAGCGCUUUUAAGGCCCAGCCCCGACGCGCACCGGACAAGUUGGGGCCGCGCCGCCUUCCAGCCAUGGGGGACAGCUUCAUCCGCCACAUCGCCCUCCUGGGCUUUGAGAAACGCUUCGUUCCCAGCCAGCACUACGUGUACAUGUUCCUGGUGAAGUGGCAGGACCUGUCAGAGAAGGUGGUCUACCGGCGCUUCACGGAGAUCUACGAAUUCCACAAAACCUUAAAAGAAAUGUUCCCUAUCGAGGCGGGAGAAAUCAACUCAGAGAACAGGAUCAUCCCCCACCUCCCAGCCCCCAGGUGGUAUGAUGGGCAGCGGACGGCUGAGAGCCGCCAGGGCACACUCACUGAGUACUGUGCUGCACUCAUGGGGUUGCCCAGCAAGAUCUCCCGCUGCCCCCACCUCCUGGAGUUCUUCAAAGUGCGCCCCGAUGACCUCAAGCUCCCCACAGACAGCCAGUCGAAAAAGCCGGAGACAUAUCUGAUGCCCAAAGAUGGCAAGAGUAACGCGGCGGACAUCACAGGCCCCAUCAUCCUGCAGACGUACCGCGCCAUCGCCGACUAUGAGAAGAGCUCAGGCUCUGAGAUGGCUCUGGCCACAGGUGAUGUGGUAGAUGUCGUGGAGAAGAGUGAGAGUGGCUGGUGGUUCUGCCAAAUGAAGGCAAAGCGUGGCUGGGUCCCAGCGUCCUUCUUGGAACCCCUGGACAGUCCCGAUGAAGCAGAGGAUCCGGAGCCCAACUAUGCAGGUGAACCCUAUAUCACCAUCAAAGCCUACACUGCCGUGGAGGAAGACGAGGUGUCCCUGCUUGAGGGUGAAAACAUCGAGGUCAUUCAUAAGCUGCUGGAUGGAUGGUGGGUCAUCAGGAAAGAAGACGUCACAGGCUACUUCCCGUCCAUGUACCUGCAAAAGCUGGGACAGGACCCGGCUCAGGCUCAACGCCAGAUCAAGGGCCGAGGGGCGCCACCGCGCAGGUCAUCCAUCCGCAACGCGCAAAGCAUCCACCAGCGGUCGCGGAAGCGCCUCAGCCAGGACACCUACCGCCGCAACAGCGUCCGCUUCCUGCAGCAGCGUCGCCGCCCGGCGCGGCCAGGGCCGCACGGCACCGGGAGCCCGCUGCAGGAAGAACCUGAGACCCAGCGUCCGAAGCCACAGCCGGCUGUGCCCCCGCGGCCCAGCGCCGACCUCAUCCUGACCCGCUGCAGCGAGAGCACCAAGAGGAAGCUGGCGUCCGCAGUCUGAGGUUGGGGCGCAGGCCUCAGAUAGCGCCGGGCCCCUCCGCCAGCUCCCGCCCCUGUCCCUGUACAUAUGUGUACUAUAUAGCCUGAGCCCUCACCCCACAUGGCUCUCAGCCACCCUCAAUAAAUGUUGCUUGACACAGA